Molecule: messenger RNA, 1047 nt
Organism: Lutra lutra (Eurasian river otter)
Lineage: Eukaryota; Metazoa; Chordata; Mammalia; Carnivora; Mustelidae
Gene: PIGF
Product: phosphatidylinositol glycan anchor biosynthesis class F
Exons: 6
Coding region: 191-850 (219 amino acids)
Biological process (GO): GPI anchor biosynthetic process
Cellular component (GO): endoplasmic reticulum membrane
Source: RefSeq, a predicted model, not a curated record
UGGAAGGCGGGGCUGCUCCUACUGCCCGCCCCUCCGCUUCUGCAAUUGGCUGUGCGAUCUUGGGUCUCCGUCCCACAGGCCUGCGCCUGCGCGAGGGCUAGGGCGGCGAGUCGUACCUGAUGGUUGGAGGUAGUAACCUCCGCUUCUCUUCCGCUGGCGGGAGAGUUAGAUAGACUCUCAAGAAAACACCAUGAAAGAUACUGAUAUCAAGAGACUACUGUAUACCCAUCUUUUAUGCAUAUUUUCAAUUAUCCUAAGCAUCUUCAUCCCAUCAUUCUUCUUGGAGAACUUCUCAAUUUUGGAAACACACUUGACAUGGUUGUGCAUCUGUUCUGUUUUUGUAACUGCCGUCAAUCUAGUAUUAUAUUUAGUAGUGAAACCAAAUGCAUCCUCUAAAAGAAGUUCAUUAUCAUACAAGGUAGCGAGGUUUUUGAAAUGCUGUAUCUACUUUCUUAUGUCAUGUUUCUUCUUUCAUGUCAUUUUUGUUCUAUAUGGAGCACCACUCGUAGAGUUGGUGUUGGAAACAUUUUUAUUUGCAGUUACUUUGUCAACCUUUACUACUGUACCUUGUUUGUGUUUGUUAGGGCCAAACAUCAAAGCAUGGCUAAGAGUUUUCAGUAGAAAUGGAGUUACAUCCAUUUGGGAGAACAGUCUUCAGAUCACUACAAUUUCUAGCUUUAUAGGAACAUGGCUUGGAGCCUUUCCUAUUCCACUCGAUUGGGAGAGACCAUGGCAGGUAUGGCCCAUCUCCUGUACGCUUGGAGCGACCUUUGGCUACGUGGCUGGCCUUGUGAUUUCACCACUCUGGAUAUACUGGAAUAGAAAGCAACUUACAUACAAGAACAAUUAAUUGGAGCAAAGGGAGAAGAUAUUUCUUUGUGCAGAUUCCAUAAAGACUGUGCAGAAAUGUUUAUGGUCUAAGCCAGGAAGUUCCAUUUACAGCACUGUUUUUUUAUGUAGUUACAACAUGGUGUGAUUGUAGCUUUUUAAACUAUGAAACCCCUGAGAGAUUGUACCUUCUAGUUGAAAUAAAGUAUUUAUAAUAGA